Molecule: messenger RNA, 4371 nt
Organism: Stereum hirsutum FP-91666 SS1
Lineage: Eukaryota; Fungi; Basidiomycota; Agaricomycetes; Russulales; Stereaceae
Exons: 4
Coding region: 1-4371 (1456 amino acids)
Molecular function (GO): zinc ion binding
Source: RefSeq, a predicted model, not a curated record
AUGGCUCGAAAAUCCGCCAAACCUCGAAAACCUGUGGAGCCCGAAGCAAUAAGUCAAGGUAGUCAAUGGUUUAACACAUCACCGAGCAAAUACAAUGGGAAGACGAGCUCCUCAAUCGCCUCACCGAAAACGUCGUCGUCGGAUGUCUUACCGUUACAAGGCACUACUACGCCUUCCACCAAUACCCCGCAGCCCGAAACACCCAUUCAUUUCCCUACCCCUCUCUCUGCUCCUCCGACAAAAUUCGUGGUCUAUAAGUCCAAAGAAGCCAACGGAGACGAAUCAUCUGGCUUGAAUGCCCAUGCACGUGCCUCCGAUAUCCCUCUUGACCAGUUGUACAUCUCCUCCCAGCAAGAAUCCGAAAUCCGGGCCCUCUACGCUCACGGAACGUCCGUCGUUGACCACAUCUUCGAUAUAAGCGACAGGUUAGACCAGGCGGAGGCAAUGCGACUUCUUGAGGGCUAUGGUGUGGACGAGGCGUCGAGGGAGAACAUGGGGAAUCGCUGGAGCAUUCGGUGGAAGGGGGAGGGGCCGAAGGUGGGCGGAAAGCCUUCACAACGGGUUCUCUAUCAAUGUAAAUGCGGGUACAACGAAGAGAGUCUUGGUUCGAAAAAACGCCACACUACCUUUCCCUUCACCUCCUGUCUCGGUCACUGUGAAGUUGUAUACUCCACCAACAUCGUAUUGCGUAUACGAGGGCUCUUCAAUCACAACGAUGCUUGCCGUUCUGCAAAGAUGUCUCACCUGCCUGUAUUCCCCGUUCAUCCCGAGGUCUGGAAAGUCGCACUGCGUCAGCUACGGGAUGGAGGUGUGUGGUCCGAUAUCAGGGAGAAGAACAGACUACUGGUACGCACUGGUGGAUAUCCCGGGAUGUCCAAGGAUUGGACGUCGUCACCGUACCGCUGGCUGCUCAAGCAGGGCGAUUCACGCUCCUUGUAUCGCCAGUUUCAGCGCUUGGGCGGCGUAGACGUCGAUACCGCACCGCAUCGCAACGUCGACCACUGGCUGAACCCCUCCCAUCCCGAAUACAAUUCCACUCUCGCCGAAGCCGUAUUCCACUACUCGGCCCGGACAAAACGAAGUGAGCGCUUCGAAAUCUGCAUCGCCACCCCGGAGAUGAAGAGCGCUGCAUGGAAGUACGCACAUAACUCGCAGAUCAUUCUCGACGGUACUUUCGGUGUCUGCAAUAGCAAAAUCUUACUAUUCAUUGCCAUGGCGCUUGACGAAGAAUCGAGAGGCGUACCUAUCGCGUUCUUCCUGUUCUCUGCUCCCUCUGGUAACAAGUUCACACCGAGCGGAUACAACACCGAGAUCCUCACACGCUUACUUACCGAAUGGAGAAAGUCCAUGGGCGAACAAAACGGGAGUUCCUUCCAUGCCCUUGUCGCGAUCACAGACACCGAUACGAAGGAACGGAACGCACUGCUCAAAGUGUUUCCGGGCAUCUGGCUUAUCCUCUGCAAGUUUCAUCUCCGUCAGUGCUGGACCAAUCAUCGCAACCAUACCCUCAAGAGUAACUCACAGAUCGUCGGUGCCUCUGAAAUCAUCACACGGCUCGUACGCCUCGAGGAUGCCUUGGUGGCUUCACUGGUCCACGUAGACGCUAUACGACUCGUUACGGCAGAGAGGGAGACAUUGGAGGCCCUGAAAGCUUCGGAUCCAUCAGCGGCAACAGCAGCAGAUGCCGGGAUUUCUCACCUCAAAUAUCUCAGCGACAACUGGGUUGACGAUGAGAUGCUGUGGAAGUCAUGGUCGAACCAUGGCCGCCACGUCGCCGCGAAGAUCCUGGGAUGUACGUUCGAGUUCGUCCUACCGACCACGAAUCAUCUUGAGUCCUUCAACAACCUCCUCAAGAACAAGCACUUACACCGCUGGCAAAACAACAGUCGUCCUCUUCGACUUGAUGUCCUCGUCAAUCUCCUCGUCUUCAAGGUCUUUCCAUCUAUAUUUGAAGAGCGGAAGAUGGCCCAUCAGCUCAAAAUUGCUUGGGAAACGCGAAUACGGCAGGCAGGGGGCGGUCACUUACUUGGCGCGCGUCGUACAACUCUGGAGCGACCAACGAUUGCGCAUCUGGAGCCCGACGAACGCCGUGAUUCCGAUGCACAGGCCCUGCUGGAGAAACGUCAAGUCAGCACCCCCGUUCUUGAUCUGGAGACGAAAACCAUCACCUUCCAAUGCUAUUCGGCUGCCGCUCUAUCUGUCGACACGGAACCUGUCACAUACACGAUCAUCAUUGAGUUGACCGGCGCUGCUCGUUGCGAUUGCGAAGACUUUCGAAGGCGUGGUGGGGCCUGCAAACAUCUUCGUGCAGCACUACUUCAGCUCUCGGCAUUAAAGCAAGCAGGAAAGAACGUACCGGCAGCUCCAUCGAUCCCUAAAACCGUUGACGAAGCGCGUAUACUUGAGGCGAGCCUAUUCGCCAACGCUCUGGCAUCAUCUGGAGACCUGGCUGGUACUACAAGCCCCAUCAAGCGCGCGGUCGAGAGCGUUGACGACAUCCUGAGGGAGGGCGAGGGAAUCUACGAGGUGAAUGAUGGAGUGGCAGUAGUAGGCAAUAGCCAUUCAGAAUCUCUUGGGGGGCGGACACCAUCAGAGUACACGAGUGAAGCCGAUCCCUCUGAGUAUGCCAGCGCGGGAGACGUCGAUGCAGAGGAGAGUCGUGUCGUGGGAGACACAGAGAUGGAGGACGGUUCUGAAGAACGCGCACAGGUCGCCGUGUACAAAACUUCGGAACUUCACACGAUGCCGGAUACGGAUCAGGAAUCAGAAGCGCCCAUGCCGGCAUCCUUCGAGCUGAAGCCAGGAGACGCCAGAGCCACCGUGAACACACAGACGCUGAUCCGCACAUUCUUCGAGCUCGCAAUAACUACUCCGCGUCUGAGCGAGUUCGCAGACGAACUGGGCCACACACAUCUCGAGAAGGACAACCACAAGAUCUAUCAAAAGGCACAGCUGGCCUUGACACAUGUCAAGGCUCUUUGUGACCAGCUAGAGCGUCUCACAACCGAGUUCACAACCAUAGAAAGUCAGCCAGAGACAGAGGAUGCAGGACCGCCACAGGUGGAGGCACCGACAACGCCACAACGCCCAAGCAGGACGACGUCGGCCCCUAAACGCAAGUUGAACAAGUCGCGUGCAAGAGGCGAAAGUCCGAAUCUUAGAAACCUCGUCAUUCACUCUCCAUUCUCCAUUCUCCCUACAUCCACGCUUUUAUCGACCGUCACAUCCCUCGAGUUCACCGGGAUUCACGACAUGCUGCUCAUUGCGCUCAUAUUGAACUCGCCCAACGUCGAAAAAGUGAAGGCUGAGAUCGAUGACGAUUUUGAUGGGUGGUUGAAAGAACCAGUAUCCAUCCCACACCGCGUAGAUGCCCUCCCUUCUCUGCACUCACUCGAAAUUACCGGAAUGGGCAUUUGUCCCCUCCAGCUCUUCCAUCUCCUCGAGCGCACGCCGCAGCUACGCCAACUGCACGUAAAGUUCGACUACUUGUCCGAAACCGACCUCGAUCCCGCUCCGGUCUCCUUACCACAUCUGGAGAGCGUGAAGCUCGUCUGCGUCGUAGAAGAUGCACUGCCGCUCUUAUCUCCUCUGACGCCAUGGAGAGCAGCGCAGAAUGUGUCUCGCAUCGACCUUCAUAUUAAGCUGGACUGGACCCUCUCCAACGAGGACUGCUCUAUGCUCAAAUCUCUCUUCGAUACCAUUCCGCACGACAACGUCUUCGAGGUGAUCCAAAUCACUAUCGUUCCUCAUCACAUGCUUUGUAUAAGGGCUGGCCCAGCAUCCUCAUUGCAUGGAGACCUUGCGCGUAAUCCUCUCGCAGCAGACGACGUCUGGCUCGUCAAAUUUACUAUAGUAUACGAACCUACUCAGGGGAACAUCAGGAUCCAUAACCAGUCGAUACCGGCGCUACAUCCGAGGUAUGACAUGGUGGAGGAAUGGCGCGAGUUACUUCGUAUAUUCCCGAACGUCCAAGUCCUAGCGGUCGAUUUACCCGAUACCGAAAGGUUCUUCGAGGCGCUCCGUCCGCCACCCGGGGAGCAUCAUCUUCCCCAGUGGGACAUUGUUCCAAGCUUGAGGAAUAUCAUUUUUCUCUCCCUCAAGAACGAUGGUGCGGACGCUUGGCCUGAUGUUAACGCGCCUUCUUUAGUGGGACGAGGACGCCUAGGCCUGUUGAUUGAUGUUCUGAGAAUAAGACGUCAGUUGCCCGGCGGUUGUGUGCUGUCGAGUGUUUCUUUUGCCCUAUCCAAAAUCUGCGAACGUCCGCUUGAAGAAAAUGAGAUGAGAGCUGUGAAGGCUGAGGCGGCGUUGGUAAUGAGUUUGGAGCUCGACGAUAGCAGUGGGACAGUAGAGACUGUGGUCAAGGAGCUGUAA